AUGGACGGCAUCAGUGAUACUGCCUCUCUUGCCGCCCUUGUCGAGUUAGCGGCUACUAUUAUUGACUAUGUGAGGAAAGUCGUCGACGCGCCAAUUCAAAGAAAAAGACUACUUGCUGCGCUUAUUCAAGCACGAGGGCUACUGUCCACCCUAGUCGAACUUACGAACGAAGUUGGAGAUGAAGAUUGGUCAUAUUCUAUUCAGAGCUUAUCUGCACCCUAUGGGCCAUUAUCUACGUUCCAGGAGCUUCUGGAGAAUAUGACUAAAAAGUUAGGUAUAACACCUGGUGGCAAAAUCAUAACUGCCUUUAAUCGACUCCGGUGGCCGCUUGAUCAAACCAGUCUUGAAAAUAUGAUUACUUCACUAGAAAAGCUCAAGUCACAUUUCCUCCUAGCUAUGACGAAUGACCACAUUCGGCUUUCCAAGACAAUUCGAGAUGAGCUGCACAAAGUUGAAAGACAUAUGACUGAAGCUACGAUGCGUAUUCAAAGGCAAACUAUAUUGUCGCUUUCUAGGGAGCAAGAGCUCAUUGUGAAUUCUUUAUCUUUAGGAAACCUGUACCGCGAGUUGGACAGAGACAAAAUCAUGGAGAAGAGGGCCAGCACUGAAUGGUUUCUACGGCACAGUACCUUUAAACAAUGGCAUGAUGCGAUAUCUGGACCAAGCACCCUAGUGCUUACAGGCUCUCCGGGGUCAGGCAAAUCAUCGACCUGCCAGGCGACUCAUUUCUUUCUCAAAGCCUGGCAUCAGUCAGAAAUUGAUGUCUGCGUCGCAUACUUCGCCUUUGAAUAUCGACAGCGAGAGACGCUCAGCGAGUCUCUGGUGUUAUCUAACAUCAUACAGCAGAUAGUGUUGCAACGUCCUUACCUCGUGGAGCACAUUGUCAAUAUGAGAGUCACAGGUGGCGCGCUGUCUUUAGUUGAGAGUGUAGGCCUGAUCAGUCAGAUUCGGCGUGACCUCAAACAGCUCUAUCUUAUACUUGAUGGGUUGGACGAAUGUGAAAGAACGAGUCGAAAUGUUGUUGAGGCUCUUCUUCAAAUUGACCUGCCCCUAAGAAUUGUAGUUGCAGGUCGAGGAAUAGACGUAUCCUCAUGGUCUCUCCGAAAUAGUGUUACAGUCAAUGUCGACGACUGUAUUACUUUAUCUGACCGCCUUGAUUGUAUAAACAAGAUGCUGGAGGAAAAUCCCCGCAUAGCAGCAUAUCUUGAUUACAGUCCCGAGAACAUCGCCAAGGCAGCCAAACUCAUAGUUGAACAGAGUAAUGGAUCGUUCAUAAUCAUGACUUCCAUGGUAAAAUCUCUGGCUCAAUCAGAGACUAGAGCCACGUUUGAACGUCUGCUCAGCAAUACAUAUCCAAGCCUCAUGGAAGUUUACGAAUUGAAGCUUGACGAUGUCAUGCACCAACCAGCGGAACUCGCAGCCUUGGCCAAUAAAGUUCUUAGGAUGAUGCUAGCAGGUCCUGUGCGCGUUAGCCAAUUGAAGACCACUUUAACCCCUGAAUUAAAGGACGUCGCAUCAGCACAGGGUCUUGGCAUGGACCUCACAGAUGAAGAGAUAGCUAAGGUCAUUUGUUCAAGUUGCAAAGGCUUCGUCUCUGCUAGUGACCUCGGCACACCCGGACUGCGAAUACACCUCGCUCAUCAAAGUGCCAUGGACUUUUUGAAAACUCAUGGCAUCGCUGAAUAA
Talaromyces proteolyticus is the source of this 1686-nucleotide messenger RNA. RefSeq lists its product as uncharacterized. The record is from RefSeq and is a predicted model, not a curated record. Lineage: Eukaryota; Fungi; Ascomycota; Eurotiomycetes; Eurotiales; Trichocomaceae. The transcript has 2 exons. Bases 1 to 1686 code for a protein of 561 amino acids.